Molecule: messenger RNA, 780 nt
Organism: Aspergillus glaucus CBS 516.65
Lineage: Eukaryota; Fungi; Ascomycota; Eurotiomycetes; Eurotiales; Aspergillaceae
Product: ThiJ/PfpI family protein
Exons: 3
Coding region: 1-780 (259 amino acids)
Molecular function (GO): glyoxalase III activity
Source: RefSeq, a predicted model, not a curated record
AUGCCCAAGCCAAAAUUCCUCAUCGUCCUAACCUCCCAGGACAUGAUCCCAACCAACCGCGCAACAACCGGCUGGUACUUGUCCGAACUAGCCCACCCCUACACAAUCCUCUCCCCCCACCUACAUUUAACAAUCUCCUCCCCCCAAGGCGGUGAAGCACCCUUAGACGCUGCCUCCGCCAGUCAACAAAUCCUAGAAAACGAUCCCGUGGCGCGAGAGUUUCUAGAGCAGAAUCGUGGUCUUUGGACAAGGACGACUCCGUUACGGGAGGUUGUGUGUGGCGUUACGGAGGGGGAGUUUGUGGGUGUGUUGUUUGUGGGGGGGCAUGGGCCAAUGUACGAUCUCCCCACGCACCCAUCUAACCUCGCCAUCCUGCAAUCACUCGCCUCUACAUCCAGUCCCGAUCCAAAGGUCAUCGCGGCAGUAUGCCACGGCCCCGCUGCACUGCUGAACGCAACCACGCCCUCUGGCCUCCCGCUGCUUUCUGGUACCACGCUAACCGGGUUCUCAAACGAAGAGGAGGAAAUAGUGGGAAUGCAUAACGUGUUGCCGUUUGAGUUGCAGACGGAGCUUGAGCGGGUUACUGCUACCGCUGCUGGUGGAGGUGGAGGUAAAGGAGGGUAUGUGAAGGCUGACAAGGCGUGGGGGGAGAAGGUGGUUGUGUCGAGGAGUGCGGAUACGGGGGCUGGGAUGGGAGGGGCAUUUGUGGUUACGGGGCAGAAUCCGGCGAGUGCGGCUGGGGUUGCGAGGGGGGUUCUUGGGGUUUUGGGGUUGGGGUGA